Molecule: messenger RNA, 6243 nt
Organism: Xiphophorus hellerii (green swordtail)
Lineage: Eukaryota; Metazoa; Chordata; Actinopteri; Cyprinodontiformes; Poeciliidae
Gene: nfatc3a
Product: nuclear factor of activated T cells 3a
Exons: 10
Coding region: 525-3803 (1092 amino acids)
Biological process (GO): cytokine production; regulation of transcription by RNA polymerase II; calcineurin-NFAT signaling cascade
Cellular component (GO): transcription regulator complex
Molecular function (GO): DNA-binding transcription factor activity, RNA polymerase II-specific; RNA polymerase II cis-regulatory region sequence-specific DNA binding; transcription factor binding
Source: RefSeq, a predicted model, not a curated record
GAACUGCCUUGUCACGCGGGGUUAGUAAAAGUUGGGAUCGGAGCUCCAGGGAGAGAGGCAGAGAAACAGACAGGAGGGAGAGGGGAAACGUACAAUUACACGGGUGUUUCUGCAGCCUUACAGAGAGCGUUAAACAAGAGGGAAACGCGGGUUUAUUGUUAAGCUUUGCGUGGAAGACAGAAGAAAGCAGACACGGAGAGGCAGAGGGGGCAGGCGGCUCUCUCUGAAAGUUCAAGCCAGAAUUUCGCUCGUUAACUGCCGGAGGAAGAGACAGACAGAGAGAAAGAAAGAGAAGAGCCCUGUGAGCUGUUGUGUGUGUUUUUUUUUUUUUUUUUUUUUUGGAUUUCGAGUUUAAAACGAGAGCGCGCGUGUUACAGAAAGCUGAGUUAAAUGAACAAAAGUUUAAAGUUUUGGCGCCGUGGCAGUCGGUAAAUGUUGUGACAUUUUCGGACGGCGCAAAUUGCUCCCAGCGGUCGUCGACGGUCGAGUGGUGGAGGGGGUGAGAACCCCAGCUGUCAAACCCGAUGACUACUGCAAACUGCCCCGGCAAUGAGGAGCUGGACUUCAGACUGAUUUUCGGAGAGGACGGGCAGCAGCAGCCUUUAGGCCCCGCAGAUCUGGAGCCUGAUGACAACACAUCAUUCUACAUCCUAAAUAUGGGCCAGCCCCAGGCUAUGGUCACGAACCACCAGUCUAUUGGCUUGCCUCGUCAUGGCAUGCACACCCAUCCUCAGGUCAUCAGCACUUCACCGCGACUUCCAUCACACAAAAUAGGAACUGAUCUCCUAAGUUACGAGGCACAAGGCUCUAAGUAUGGCACCUCACCGUUGCUGCCCUCUGCUCCUGUGGAGGCACCAAAAGCCUUUGAGUGCCCCAGUAUCCAGAUCACCUCCAUCUCCCCUAGUUGCCAGCAAGAGCUAGAUGCCAGUGAGGGGGAGCUGACAGCCAAUGGUCCUGAUGGGGAUUACCACGGCGACAGACCCUUGUCCAGAGACCAUCUAUAUUUGCCACUGGACCACUCAUACAGGGACUCUUCGCUCAGCCCUAGCCCCUGCAGCAGCCUCUCCUCUAGGAGCUGGUUCUCUGAUGCUUCAUCUUGUGAAUCGUUUUCACAUGUCUAUGACGAUGUUGACUCAGAGCUGAAUGAAGCAGCUGCAAGGUUUAGUCUGGGCUCCCCUCUGACUUCUCCAGUUUGUGUGUCACCGCAGGCUGUUGGGGGAGUUCUAGAGGAGCAGUCCCCAUGGCAGCACCAUCAUCCCCCCUUUGUGCAUCACUCUCACUCCACUCUUUCUCCUCGACAGUCCCCCUGCCAUUCACCACGCAAUAGCGUCACUGAUGAAAAUUGGCUUAGUCCACGGUCUCCUUCCAGGCCCUCUUCGCGACCAACCUCACCCUGCGGGAAAAGGCGACACUCCAGUGCCGACAUUUGCUAUCCCGGUUCCCUGUCUCCUCAUCACUCACCUACACCCACGCCAGGACAUUCCCCCAGGGGGAGCGUGACAGAGGACACAUGGGCUGGGAGUCCCACUAUAGGCAUGUCAGCUUUUCAAUGCUGCCCAUCUGAGACAGACAUCCCAUCAAAGACAAGGAAGACCUCACAGGACAGAACAUCUCUGCAGACAGGGAAAGGAGAGCUGGCAUUAGAUGACCAGGAAAAUCUGUCUUCUAACCUUGAUUCUCCUCCAGACGACACGCUGCACAGCAUGAAGAAAGAUGGGCCUGCAGAACAGUUUCUGUCUGUGCCCUCGCACUUCUCAUGGAAUAAACCCAAGCCUGGUCAUACACCUAUUUUCAGGACAACCUCACUCCCUCCUUUAGACUGGCCGUUACCCAGCCAAUUUGGCCAGUAUGAGCUGAAGAUAGAGGUGCAACCCAAAGCCCACCACCGUGCACACUAUGAGACUGAAGGCAGCCGAGGAGCUGUCAAAGCAGCAUCUGGUGGCCAUCCAAUUGUCAAGCUCACUGGCUACAAUGACAAGCCUGUGAAUCUGCAGAUGUUUAUAGGAACCGCAGACGACCGCUACUUGAGGCCACAUGCCUUUUACCAGGUGCAUCGGAUCACCGGGAAGACUGUAGCAACGGCCAGCCAAGAAAUCCUGCUUUCCAGCACCAAAGUUCUUGAAAUCCCUCUGCUUCCUGAAAACGGCAUGUCAGCCAGUAUUGACUGUGCUGGCAUACUGAAGCUGCGGAACUCGGACAUCGAGCUGCGGAAGGGGGAGACGGAUAUAGGACGAAAAAACACACGGGUCCGCGUGGUUUUCCGAGUGCACAUCCCUCAACCCAACGGGAAAGUGUUGUCCCUGCAAGCUGCCUCUAUUCCUGUGGAGUGCUCCCAGCGUUCAGCUCAGGAGCUGCCGCAGGUUGAGAAGUCCAGCCUCACCAGCUGUCUGGUCAGUGGGGGUGAGGAGAUGGUGAUCACUGGUUCCAACUUCUUCCCAGAGUCCAAGGUUAUCUUCCUGGAGAAAGGCCCUGAUGGACGACCACAAUGGGAAGUUGAAGCAAAAAUAAUUCGUGAGAAAACCCAAGGUUCAUGCAUUGUCGUGGAAAUCCCUCCAUACCACAGUAAGACUGUGACUUCAGCUGUACAGGUGCAGUUUUAUGUCUGCAAUGGAAAACGGAAAAGGAGCCAAUCACAACGCUUCACCUACCUUUCAGUGAUGGUGAAACAGGAACACAGAGACGAGCUGGACCUCACUGCCGUUCCUCCCAUUUCCAUGCCCUUGGCACAUGCUCCCAGUCUGGUGCACCCUCAGCUGCCUUCUCCUGAUCAGGGCCACCCAUCGGACAACCUUAUGUCCAGCUCUCUUCACAGCCUGGCCACGGGCUCCGGACCUGGCCUGCUACCUCUGCCGGGCCCCUGUUCCUCCCUGAGCUCCCCGCCUUUCCAGCACCUGCCUCACCUCCAGGGUCACAGUUUGCACCACCCCCCUGCAGACUGCCACAUGACGUUCCACCAAGGCUCUGCUCCCGCUCCUCCCCGGCCCACCUACCAGCCUUUGCAGCACAGUCCGAGUCACAACCUGUCCUUCAAUGGCCAGCCCAGCCUUUCUUCUCAGAGCUACGAGAGGAUGCCCUUUCAGCAGAGCCCCACUGCGGCGUCACACCCAAUAGGCCUGGGAAUAGUUUACUCAUCCAGUUGCUCCUCACCGUCUGCCCUUUCAUCCUCACCCACCAACCCCAUUGUUGGAUCCCCUCAGAACCAUCAGCCUAUGCUGUCCCCCUCAUCCCCACACCUCCACACACUCGGAGGCUUCCACUGCUCUCCGAAUCCUAGCCAGGUUCCGUCUCAGGGAGGCCACCCCCUAAGUGGGCAGCACUCCUCGCAGCUGCAGAGAGGUCUGGGAUACCACCCAGUAAGCCAAAGGUCAGCUUCUUGUCCCACACCGUCCACUGCCCCCCAACAACGGAUGAUCCCCUCUCCUCAUUCUGGACCUUCUUCUCCUCAAGUCCACCCUUUGCCCUACCAGUCUCCCCCUUCAUCCUCCCCCACUUCAGCUGGGAGUCCUCUGGGGCCCCUGCAGCAGCAUUCAGGACAGCCGUCUCCACAGGCCACGAGUCCAGUCAUGACCAGCCUGUCCCCUGCAGCUGUGGGGCCACUGGUUCAUCCGCUAAGUCCUCAGGGGCCAUUUCCCUCUGAAGGGGAGAGGCUGAAUAUUAAGCAAGAACCGGAGGAGAGGGAGCCCACCUUCCGCUCCAUCGGCCUACAGGAUAUCACUCUGGAUGACGUAAAUGAGAUCAUCGGCAGAGACAUGUCCCAGUCCCCCAGCGCUCACGGCCCUCAGUCGGCGCACAACCAUUCGUAGCUCAGAUCUUUGCCUGAACCGUCACACGGUCUUUUUUUUUUUUUUUUUUUUUUUUGUGGCUCACGCAGCAUCACCUCCAGCUGUUAAACCCUGCAAAUGCUGACCUGGUGGAAGAAGACUGAAGACUGUGGUGAAGGGCAAAGCCACGUUUCUCUGUUUUCAGCCAUGAGAUCUCUGUUAUAGAUGGAAAAACACACAACUUCACACAGAUGCAGAGCAGAGCCAUGCUCAGGACAGAGCAGACAUGCAGAGCGGGAGCAGUUUUUUUUUUGCUCUUCACAGCUGUGUGUAGGCUUGUGUUUGAACAUCUGUCCAUUCGCAGCUCUGCCGUCUUCCUGAUGGUCCGCUUGAAGUUUUCAAUCCUCUUCUCACCAGCAUCAACUCGUGAAUUAAAGAUGCAGCUCAAAGCUGUGUUGCAGGGAUCCAGGGCUGUGCAUCCCACUUCUUCAGAAGAUUUUUUUUUUAAUCUGCGCAAACGUGGACACUUGCUAACGUCACUUAAAGAGAGAAAGAAAUUUGAGACUUGAUUUGCCAUACAAUUAAUUCAAAUCAAACCUUCCAGUAGUGUUAAGAAGAAGUUUCCUCCUAAAAGACGAAUAUGGUCACAGUGUUGGAGUUCAGCAGCUUGUUUUCCUUCUGCAAAAUGCAACAUUCCACAUACUUGCAGCUGUGUAGGUAUCUGUACAGUAAUGAACCCCGUUUCUUCCGUUAGAGCUCUGUUUUUCCUUUGCUUCUUUGAACAAAUGCCUUAUUAAUGUUUAGCAAAUCUGAACUGUAGCACAAGCUUUUCUUUUUUUUUCUCACCAGACUUUAAGACUGAAGAGUGCUUGUUUUAGAAACAGAUGUGCUUCUUUUGGAUUUAUAAUUUCACAGUAAGAUUAUUUAGUGUUUUACUUUUUUUUGACAAUUCAUAGAGGGUUUCUAGUUGGUCCUCAGAAAUGGAGCUCUCUGCCACUAAAACUAUUUUCCUCUCAAAUGUGCCUUUGAUUUCCUAACGCACCAUGCUUUCAAAUGACAGCUGACUCAGGCUUCGAUGGAAAAUGUUCUGACAAAAAUUGUGAAAGUAUUUUAUAUAUAAAGUGGUCUGUAUGUUGUAUUUAUGUAAUGUCCUCAUUUGUAAAGAACAAUGAAAAAUCCUAGAAUCCAGACAGCAAAAUCUGGACAUUUUGGGGUCUUCCAAACCUUUUCUGCUUGCAACAAUCGACGUCUGCUGUCUACAAUCAGAGUUCUCUUAAAUUGUUUCCAGAAUGCUCAAUGAUUUGUUCCUGUAUUUUUCCCCCGGCUCGCGCAAAUGUGCAGUGGCUGCACUGCAGCAAUAAGUCAUCCUCCAGGGAAGAGCAGACUGACUGAUCCAGGUGCUGGUUUGAUGAUUUCCACUGACUUUUAUUUUUUUGCCUUAAGAUUGAUGGUGGUUUGAAGUCAUUUUCCAGGUGAAAAUUAUUCUGCUAUGCAUUGAUAUUCUGCUUAAUGCCUUUAAAAAUAACAAAAAAAGACAAAAAAAAAUUACCUUGAUGCCUCUAGAAGUAGAUUGUAGACUCAGUAGACUCAUAGAUGCUUGAAUGGAGGACACAGCAUAAGCAUCUUAAUUCAGUUGUAUUUGAGGAUGGAUGGUAGCUGCUUGAACCAAAUUUCUUGUAUAUAUGACAACUUUUCAACAACAAAAGCACACAGGUUUAGGCUAUGCACACAACAGCAGCAAAUGAGAGGUAAAGGUCUUGUAAAGAAUGUUUUUGGACUUCACGUAGAAGAACAGAAACUCUCAGAAGAGAAUAUCAUGUCGCAUGAACUAUGUAGGAUGCCUUAACUCCUCUUUGUGAACCAGUUGGUUUGAGUUUUUCCCCCUUUUCUUCUCCAAAAUGACAGAGACUGAUCAAUAACAGUUAUCAAUGUUGUACAUUUCAGGUUCACAGGGUCAACCAAACAGGGUGGGUGGGAGAACAGAGAAAUGUUUGCAUUAAAGUCAAUUUUGCAGCUUGAGAGACCGGAGUCCACAACACAAACGAAACAAAACCAGCAUCGACAAUAAACUGAACUCCGGCUGCUGUCCUUUUCUGCCACAACCAAAGAUCGAACAAUUUGUUCCUACUUUAGAUAAGGCUGCAAAGACUGUACAACUCUAUUUUUGAUACUUUCAAAUGGAUAUGGAUGUCAUUCCUAAGAGGUUAAGGACAUUAACAGGUGUCUGUUGAAACGAUAUAUAUAUAAAUAUAUCAAAUAUAUUUAUAUAUAUAUACACAACUUUGUAAAAUAAAAGGGAAAUACAGGUUUUAGCUGAUGUUUACCAAGCCUUGUAUUGUCAUUUCUUGUAUAUUUUGUAUGUUAAAUGUUUUGUAAUUUUUAAGACUGCAGUGCUUUUUUUCUGAAAUUAUUCAAAGGGAAUGAUACCUUGCAUCAUACUGUAGGCUCUAACGUAGUGUAUCUCAAUAAAACUGAAAACUCA